Molecule: messenger RNA, 4386 nt
Organism: Danio aesculapii
Lineage: Eukaryota; Metazoa; Chordata; Actinopteri; Cypriniformes; Danionidae
Gene: osbpl8
Product: oxysterol binding protein-like 8
Exons: 24
Coding region: 353-3076 (907 amino acids)
Cellular component (GO): intracellular membrane-bounded organelle; cytosol; membrane
Molecular function (GO): cholesterol binding
Source: RefSeq, a predicted model, not a curated record
GAAGGAAGACGGACGUGCGAGCGAAGGCGCGCCGUUGUAUCGCAAUUCAACGCUUUUAUUUCGCAUCAAAACGCGUUUAUGCCUCACAAUUCAAGCCUUGUAGAUUCCUGCGGCCUAUGUGGGACCGUUCCCGACAAUUUACGUAAAAUUCGCCUGAGAAGUUUUAACCCAUUUACUGAUGGACUGACAGACGGAUUCUCCUCGGACGACGCAAUCUAACGUACAGAAUUCAACAUUCGCCUCUUUAUUUUACUCAAGCGAAACCCCGUGUUUUCCCACAGGAGGGCUUCAGAGCGGACAAUUAAGACAUGCAGACGUGUGAAGAGCGCUGACUGUGGCUCUCUGCAGAAUCAUGGAGCCUUGUGCCGAGUCUCAGGCUGAUCCGGACAGAGCUCAGCAUCAUGCAGAGAGCAGAGAAAACCCACUCACCCCAGUUGCCUUAAUGCCCAGUGACGAUGCGGCUUUUCUGACCCCGGCCAAAAUGAGUCAGAGAGGGAAGGAGGCGGGGCUACACACGCCUAGUAAAGACCUGCUCACAAGCCCCUCCCUCAGCCCGGGCAUCAGCUAUUCCCACGGUUUUGACCGUGGCAAAGAGGAAAUCCUGCCUCUGAAAGAAGACUCCACACACUCCAUAUCCAAGAGCAAGUCAGAAACCAAGCUCUAUAAUGGCUCAGAUAAAGACGUGUCUGUGUCUGGAAACAAACUUACUAAGAAGGAGUCACUCAAGGUGCAGAAGAAGAACUAUAGGGAAGAGAAGAAACGGGCCACUAAAGAGCUGCUCAGCACCAUCACUGACCCCUCCGUCAUUGUUAUGGCCGACUGGCUCAAGAUCCGGGGCACGCUGAAGAGCUGGACGAAGCUGUGGUGUGUGCUGAAGCCUGGCGUCCUGCUCAUCUAUAAGACUAAUAAGAACGGACAGUGGGUCGGGACGGUCCUGCUCAACGCCUGCGAGCUCAUCGAGAGACCGUCCAAGAAGGAUGGCUUCUGCUUUAAACUCUUUCAUCCGCUGGAACAGUCCAUCUGGGCCGUCAAGGGUCCUAAAGGUGAAGCUGUGGGGUCGAUCACACAGCCAUUACCCAGCAGCCACCUGAUCUUCAGAGCGGCUUCAGAGUCAGACGGUCGGUGCUGGAUGGAUGCUCUUGAGCUGGCUCUGAAAUGCUCCAGUUUGCUGAAGAGGACGAUGAUCAGAGAAGGGAAAGAGGAUCCGCCGCAGACAGCAGAGCAUUCACACAUCAACUUCUACAGUCUGCUGCGCGCGCACAAUAUGCAGGGCUUUCAGUUCAAUGACAGUGACCAGUUUAAGGAUCCCGAUCUGUACUCGGACAAGUCGGACCGAGAGAACGAGCAGGAGCAGGAGGAGUGGGAGAACGAGGUGAUGGAGAAAAGCGAAGAGAGCGACAGCGACACGUCAGAGCGACAGGAAGACUCGUACAUCGACCUGGAUCCCAACGAGACGCUGCGAGAAACCAUGUACAUCGAGCAGAGCCACGAGGAGCUCGGAGAGGCCGGUGAAGCAUCUCAAACAGAGACGGUUUCAGAGGAGAAUAAAUCUCUGAUCUGGACUCUGCUGAAGCAGGUUCGACCCGGGAUGGACCUGUCGAAAGUGGUGCUGCCAACUUUUAUCCUGGAGCCUCGAUCAUUCCUGGACAAACUCUCCGAUUAUUACUAUCACGCAGACUUCCUGUCCGAAGCGGCGGUGGAGGAAAACGCCUAUAACCGAAUGAAGAAAGUGGUCAAAUGGUAUAUUUCUGGAUUCUACAAGAAGCCAAAGGGUUUAAAGAAGCCGUACAACCCCAUUAUCGGAGAAACAUAUCGCUGCUUAUGGAUCCACAGCAGGACCAACAGCAAAACCUUCUACAUCGCAGAGCAGGUAUCUCAUCAUCCUCCAGUUUCAGCGUUUUACGUCAGUAACAGGAAGGAUGGCUUUUGUCUCAGUGGCAGCAUCUUGGCCAAGUCCAAGUUUUACGGAAACUCUCUCUCGGCCAUCUUGGAUGGUGAAGCGAGACUGACGUUUCUGAACCGAGGGGAGGACUAUGUGAUGAACAUGCCGUACGCUCACUGCAAAGGGAUCCUGUAUGGCACAAUGACUCUGGAGCUCGGCGGUCAGGUGUGCAUCGCCUGUGAGAAGACGGGCUACAGCGCACAACUGGAGUUCAAGCUCAAGCCGUUUCUCGGCAGCAGCGACAGCGUCAAUCAGAUCAGCGGGAAGAUCAAACUGGGGAAAGAGGUGCUGGCCACAUUGGAGGGCCACUGGGACAGUGAAGUGUUCAUCAAUGAUAAGAAGACGGGAGAGCUGGAGACCUUCUGGAACCCGACGCCUGAGCUCAGACAGCAGAGACUGACCCGCUGCACCGUCCCUCCAGAAGAACAAGCCGAGUUUGAGUCUGAAAGGCUCUGGCAGCACGUCACCCGCGCCAUCAAUAAUAAAGACCAGACGGAGGCCACCAAUGAGAAGUUCAUCCUGGAGGAGGCGCAGAGGAAAGCGGCCCGCGAGCGCAAGGCUAAGUGUGAGGAGUGGACGCCGGCGCUGUUCGAGCAGGACCCCGCAACCGGAGAGUGGCAUUACCGAUACGCUGACACUCGGCCGUGGGAUCCUCUCAACGAUCUCAUUCAGCUGGAGAAAGACGGCUGUAUUCAGACUAAAGUGCGCCACAGGACGCCUAUGGUACGUUCAGCCAGUGUAGUUAGUCUCAGUACCCAGCAGGGCCCCCGGAGGGACAAUUACCUGAGCCAGGUGACGGGACCAAAGCGCAAACAUAAGAGUGAUAAACCCAAAAGCCCAGAGAGCGGCUGCUCGUCUCCAGAGCCAGACCGACAGGACUCUUCAGGCAGCGAGAGGCACAAAAGCAAACACAGCAGCCGCCACAGGAAGAAAGGAACCGAUCUGAGCGAAAUCCAAAGUGCCAUUGAGUCCAUCCGACAAACGCAGGAGGACAUUAACAGGAGCGUCAGUGCGCUGAGGAGUCGCGUGGCCAGUCAGACGUCAACGGAAAGUUCAUUCCUGACGCAUCGAGACAUCGCCAUCAUCCUCUUCCUCAUCUUCCUCCAAGUCCUGCUCAACUUCAUCUUCAAGUAACGCCACAAACAUUCAGUAUCAGCUCACGACACACUGACAUUUAUUCGCUACGUUUUUAUCAAGUGUUGUGAGCCCUGGGAAAAGGACGGCAAUACGGUUGAAGUGCAUUGUGGGAUGUUUCGGAAAUGACUGUUUACUUUUUGUCCUUCAAAAAGAGGAGUUAUCAUCAGCCUCGAAAAUGUUGUUUUAAUUUAUUGGAGUAAUAUUUUUAACAAUGUUUUUACAUCGGCGCCCCCUGCUGUGGUGGAGGACGCCAGUCGAGAUACAAACGGAAAAUCUCUAGGUCAUAUUUUGAUUGAGAAUAUGCAUUUUAUUGCCUGUUUUUUGAGUUAUGAUAUUAUUUUCAUGACCAAUAAGCACAUUUCAACCCUAAUUCUUAUUGAGUGGACUGCAAAAAAAGAGAAGAGGAAACUGUUGUUACUAUAAUCUAAAACGUAUGCUGUAUUAUUAGUAUUUGUGAUAGUGUUCAUAUUACUGCCUUUACUUUGUACCGAUUGAAAUAGAAUUUAAUAACGGACACAUGUGGUAAUGAGAACUUCGAAAUGCUACAGAAAUGUCUUAAUGCAUUUUAUUUUUUAAUUUCUUUCGAUUUUUAGGAUGUAGAAACGUAACCUUGACAUUAUGAAAUUGGCUCUUUUUUUUGGCAAGACAUUUUCAUUUAAAUAUAAAACUUAAAGAGCGCCCCCUGCUGCAGUGGAGGACACCGUGCAGUCAAUUCACAAACUACAUGGGUGAAUAUCAGAAAAUAUUUAAUUAUUUUAACUAAAAUCUGGAAAAUGUUAUUUCAGAACACCUAAACGAAACGUUUUUUUCGAGAUGAAAACUUUAUCAUACUAAAGUAGAAUUUCCUAAUGCUAAAAUACAAAGUUUUAAUACACUUACUGAUCUGCUGAUGAAAAGAAUUGCAAGAAUUACCCAAAUAUUAAACGCAAAGAGCGCCUCCUGCUGUAGUGGAGGACGCCAGUCAGUUGGUUCACAGAAUAAGUUAAUAAAAAAAAUGUAGGUCAUAUUUUACCCUAAAAUCAGGAGAAAGAAAAGGUUAAAAAGCCUAUUCUUAUGAUAUGUUGUGUUAUGAUAUUAAUUUAAUAUAAAAAUAAGCACAUUUCAGCCUAUAUUUUCAUUCCUGAAGUGCAGAAAAACUCGUUUAUUUAACCUUUAAUCCCAACAAGAUGAGGUGAAAGUGAAAUUAUGAUAGGAAAUCUAAGAUGCACAAUAAUAACAAGAAUUUGGAAAUGCUUAAUAUUUCCUUCAAAAAAAGGUGAAAGUAAAAUUAGGCGCACUUUUAUUUUGUACACUGAUAUAGAACUAAA